Molecule: messenger RNA, 2295 nt
Organism: Capronia coronata CBS 617.96
Lineage: Eukaryota; Fungi; Ascomycota; Eurotiomycetes; Chaetothyriales; Herpotrichiellaceae
Product: glucan 1,3-beta-glucosidase
Exons: 1
Coding region: 1-2295 (764 amino acids)
Biological process (GO): glucan catabolic process
Cellular component (GO): extracellular region; cell surface
Molecular function (GO): beta-glucosidase activity
Source: RefSeq, a predicted model, not a curated record
AUGUCGAAGCCCCGUCGCGACUCCACGGCGAGGGCCGACACCCGCCCAGCAUUCAACCGUCCUCCCGGGGCUCGCCCUGCGGCCCCUGCACCGCCUGCGCACGUGGAUGACAAUACCGAUGACGAACAUCCACGCACGACCCCGAAACGGAGGACGAAAGAGAAAGCCAAGUCAUCGCCUGUGCCGUCACCGGAGAAGAAACCCCGGCGCGCGAGUGGAAGACAUAGAAGUACGAGCGGUGGCGCUGGCGCUGGCGGAGGAAACCGUGACUACCGUUACACUUCGAGACGCGAGACAACGAGAAUAGAAGCAGAGCGAGAACCAAAGAGAGACAGGGCAAAAUACAGUUCCGGCACCUCGACGAACAGCACGAGCCAAUUGCUCAGUAGCGACGCUUUGGCCAAGCUGAACGCUUACAACGAGAAAGCCGAGUUCCAGGAGAAAUACGACCAACGCAAACGCCGACAGAAACAGUACAAGGAACUCAAGGCCGUCGAGGUGUCGCAGCAGAAACAGCGCAAAAAGCAGAAGCAGAAGCAGAAAAAUCGCAAUGUCAGUGGGGCGAUCCUCGAGGAGGGCAGAGCGCACAAGCACACUCGUCAUAAACCUGGCGGAGGAGGUGGAGGUGGUGGUCGAUACGAGAACGAAGAAUUCUAUGAAGGGCAUGGACGACGGUCACGGAAGAAGCUGUGGUGGGCAUUACUCGCCGUGGCGGUGUUGUUGGCGAUCCUCAUCCCCGUCGGCGUGGUCGUGAGCAAUAACAGCAAAAAGUCAUCGGGAGGGUCUUCAUCUUCAUCUUCCUCGAAUUCUGCUUCCUCGUCGACUUCGUCUGAUCCAAAAAAUGAUUGUGAUUCGAGUUCUGUACCAGAGAGUGCAGAAGGUACAUACACCGACAUCUCGACGUGGCUGGAUACCACGGAUUUCAACUGUACAUACACAAAUGAGACGGUCGGCGGAUUGUCUGUCAUGGGCCUCCAUUCGAGCUGGGACGACUCGGCCAAAGCAAACGACAACGUUCCCGCCCUGAAUGAGAACUGGGAAUAUGGCAAGGUGCCCAUCCGCGGAGUCAACAUUGGAGGCUGGCUUUCGCUGGAACCAUUCAUCACUCCAUCGCUGUUCAGCUAUCCCGCCUCAGCCAAAGUCGUGGAUGAAUGGACCUUGACGCAGAAACUGGGCUCAUCGGCCCAGCGGGUCCUCGAGUCGCAUUAUGCCACGUUCAUCACCAAGCAGAGCUUCGUCGACAUCCGAAACGCCGGCCUGGACCAUGUGAGAAUCCCGUUCCCCUACUGGGCUGUGACCACGUACGAAGGCGAUCCCUAUCUGCCAAAGGUCGCCUGGCGAUAUCUGCUUCGUGCCAUCGAAUAUGCACGAGAGAACGGAUUGCGGGUGAAUUUGGACUUACACUCCUUGCCUGGAAGUCAGAAUGGAUGGGCACACAGCGGCCACCAAGGCGACAUUGGCUGGAUCUUGGGGGCGAAUGGCACCACAAAUGCACAGAGAUCUUUGGAUAUCCAUGAUCAGCUGUCCAAAUUCUUCGCCCAAGAUCGAUACAAAAACGUGGUGACCAUCUACGGCCUGGUAAAUGAGCCCAAGAUGCUCGUCAUCCCGCCGGACUCGGUGGUGGACUGGAACAAGAAAGCCGUCGCGGUGAUCCGUGGCAAUGGCAUCAAACAGUAUCUCGUGUUCGGCGAUGGGUUUUUGAGUCUGGACUCUUGGGACAACAUGUUCCACGGCGUCGACGACAAGCUGGUCAUGGACACGCAUCAAUACCAGAUCUUCAACACCGGCCAGCUCAAGCUGAAACACAAAGACAAAAUCAACCUCGCCUGCUCCGGCUGGACUGGGCUGAUCGUGGCAGCAAACAAUCCCGACACCGGAUGGGGUCCGAUUCUGGACGGCGAGUGGUCUCAAGCCGAUACGGACUGUACGCCCAAUCUCAACAAUGUCGGCGUAGGCUCCAGGUGGGCUGGCACGCUCGACACGGGAGAUUCGCAGACGGCUGUUUUGACUCCUACCUGCGCUGAGCCGCCCUGUUCCUGCGCACAAGCCAACGCUGACCCCAGCCAGUACAGUGACUCGUACAAGCAAUUCUUGCAGAUGUAUGCUGAGGCACAAAUGCAUAGCUUCGAACAGGCCUGGGGCUGGUUCUAUUGGACCUGGAAGACCGAGAGUGCUACCCAGUGGAGCUGGAUGUUGGGUCUGAAGGCUGGCAUAUUGCCGGACAAGGCUUACUCGCCGUCGUUCAAGUGUGAUUCCGAUGUCCCCGAUUUUAGCGACCUCCCUGAAAGUUAUUGA